UUGUAGGCUAGAUGAACAAAUCUUCUUCCAUUUCUAAUGGAAUGCACCCCUUUUCGCCCUAAUAAUCAGUUAUCCCGUCUUUGCAGCAGCAGCCUUAUGAUUCUACAAAAGCUGAAGCGUUUAAGUCGGUGUGCCCCCGUUUCAAUAACUAGCAGAUUUGGUGUAGGUAAGAUCUGUUUCAAUAGACAGCAGCAAUAGAAACCGUUUAUGGCAGCAUGCAACACGGGACUUGGAUGGUUUCCUCCAUGUUUUUGUUGAUUGCUGUGACACUUGUUUAUAUUAAUGAGAAAGGCACCCCACACAGAAGCAUGGAUGAAAUUCUUCCCCUGGUAAAGAGUAUAGUUCCUCCAUUAACUUCCAAAAAGCACAAAGGCCAGGACGGUCGAAUAGGGAUUAUCGGAGGUUGUCAAGAGUACACAGGUGCGCCAUAUUUUGCUGCCAUCUCUGCACUCAAAGUGGGGGCUGACCUGUCUCAUGUAUUCUGCUCCAAAGAUGCUGCCACUGUCAUCAAAUCCUACAGCCCAGAGCUCAUAGUCCACCCUGUCCUAGACAGUCCCAAUGUUGUGGAGGAGAUUGAGAAGUGGCUUCCCAGAUUACAUGCCCUGGUGGUGGGCCCAGGGCUGGGGAGGGAUCCCAUGUUGUUAAGCGCUGCCAGGGAAGUUAUAGAAAAGUCCAAGGCAAGAGAUAUCCCCAUAAUCAUCGAUGCAGAUGGACUGUGGCUGGUGACUGAGUAUCCGUCUGUGAUCCAUGGUUACCAGAAGGGCAUUCUCACACCCAACUACAUGGAGUUUACCAGGCUGUACGAGACUAUGAUCCAUCAGCCCCUCAACGGCAGUGAUCUUCUGUUGACUGCCAGGCAACUCAGUGUUGCUAUGGGCAACCUCACAGUGGUGCUGAAAGGAGAGGAGGAUCUCAUCACAGACGGCAGCCAGGUGAUUUCAUGCAGCCAGGAGGGCAGUGGGAGGAGGUGUGGGGGCCAAGGGGACCUCUUAUCCGGGUCACUGGGUGUGCUGGCACACUGGGCCUACGCCAAUUCUGCAAACCUUUCCACAAGCAGCAGAUUCAGCCCUUCUCUUGUUGCAGCAUGGGGGGCCACUACUCUGACCAGGCAGUGUAACAGACAGGCCUUCCUCAAACAUGGACGUUCCACCACCACCUCGGACAUGUUGCAGGAAAUCAGCCCAGCCUUUAGAGUUCUCUUUGAGGGAGAGUACUGAGCGUCCGGUGUACAUACUGUAAAGUCUCACAUUUAUACGUCCAUACACUGCACAACAAACACACACUCACCUUCUAUGGGAACUCUAAACUCUUUCUCGCUGUUCAGAUAAUAGGAUAGGAUUAGGCCCGUCUUCAUCAGAAAAAGUGGUACGUUGUUUAAAUUAACAAUAUAAGCCACAGCUCUUGCAUGUAAUCCAGAGCAAGUUUCUGUUUUUUGUUUUGUUUAUAUAAUUGAAAUUAACAAAAUAAAGCUAUUUUCCUGCUA
Messenger RNA from Hypomesus transpacificus, 1483 nucleotides. It is a transcript of the gene naxd, whose product is annotated as NAD(P)HX dehydratase. Bases 216 to 1217 code for a protein of 333 amino acids. Gene Ontology annotation, molecular function: ATP-dependent NAD(P)H-hydrate dehydratase activity. NCBI's taxonomy places the organism in Eukaryota, Metazoa, Chordata, Actinopteri, Osmeriformes, Osmeridae. The transcript has 10 exons. The record is from RefSeq and is a predicted model, not a curated record. Gene Ontology annotation, biological process: metabolite repair.